CGUGCCUUUGCCUUCAUCCUGCUCCCGACGGGACAGCACAAGUCGGGAUGGGGGAAGCCAAUCUGCUUAUCGACGGGGUUCCCCCAUCCUCACGUCGCACCUGUCAAAGUCACUCUGUUCCUUUUCUCGCUCAGCUCUCGCCAUCACCGCAAAGCCUUGUGCUGCAUUGCCUCGCCAUUGAUUCCCGCCUUUCACAGCGAAGCACCCGAAUUGCUUUACAUUUUCUAGCCACAGAACCCUCUUGCUUGUCCCGCCACCCGGCCCCCGUAUCAUUCUGCCUAUAAUACAGCUCAAUUCGGCAUAUAAGCCCCGAUCCCAGUUUUCUACCGCACGUCAUACAGACACACCGUCUUCAAAGCAUUAACUACGCGACGCGCGACCUCGACAAGGGCGCAUUCGACCCAACGAUGGAGCGAACGCGACCCCAACCCGCUCUCCGGGCGCCCGGACGCCGGAAGUCCGUCUUCAUGGAAGUUGGACUUGUGGACGAAGAGACAGUGCGGAGAGAGCGCAGCCCCGCGCCUGCGCCUGCGCCUAUUCUGAUUUCCGAUCCGAGCCCGAGGCGAUUGAGACCAGCGAGAACUGUGAGGUUCCGAAGCCAGAAUGAGAUUUUCGACGAGAGGGAGGAGGAACGGCAGACAAAGGAAGACGACUGGGAAUCUGCCUCUGAGUCGGACGUCGAGGACACCGAUUCAGUCGAGCCGUCGCUGCCCCGGCAGAACCUCGCCUUGUCCAAAAUGUAUCGCCUAGGGAUAUUGGUGGUUACACUCGCCUUGAUGUUGCCGAUCGUUCAGAUCAGCACCAUAUCGCCAGUCGGCGUCAAAGGCGGGGUCAUUCCACGAGAAACGAUUGAGUAUACAAGCUACUCGAACCUUGCGAAGCGAGAAGAUUCCCCUACGGAGGUUUGCAAGAGGUGGGCCGGCCAAUCUGCCGUUGUUAACGGAACGCUGUACAUGUACGGCUUCCGCACGAUUACCGACGCGUCGCAAACUAGCAACACCUGGACAAACGACUUCCUCACUCUUGACCUGACGAAGUCGUGGCAAAUCGCCCAGCCGUCUCUCACCGGCCAACCCAUCCCCUCCGGUCCACCUGCCGUCUCGCUCGGCUAUCUAUGGAAUUCGCACUCGUCGCUCUACCUCUACGGUGGCGAAUUCUCCGAAGAUCCCGCCGAGAGCCCGACCGCGAACUCAAUGUGGGAAUACAACAUCGGGAACAAGCAGUGGAUAGAGCACACGGACCCGAAGAGCUCUGCAGGCGACAAUGCAGAGGGGGACGGACAGUCUAUUCAGCGCGCUGCUGAGGGCGCAGGCUUCAGCGUGGCUAACCUGGGCCGUGGGUGGUUCUUCGGCGGCCAUCUGGAUACAUUUACAACCGAGGGCUGGAGCAACCAGAUUGCGAGAAUCUACUUGAAGAGCCUGCUGGAAUUUACGUUCCCGGGGUAUUCCAACGAAGCUGUCGACAGCCUUGGGGACGGGAAGACGGCCGGUCAGGAUGGUGUGUACCGCAACAUUACUGAAGGUGGCAUUCAAGACACCGGUUCGUUUCCUGAACGCGCCGACGGGAUCCUCGUCUAUAUUCCCGGCUUCGGAGACGAGGGCAUUUUGCUCGGUCUGACCGGUGGAGAUAACUCCACCUUUGCGCAAAUGAACGUUAUCGACGUAUAUGACAUCGCCAAAUCGACCUGGUACAAGCAAAGCACCUCCGGAACCAUGCCCAAAUACCGUGUGAACCCUUGCGCCGUAGUCGCAGCCGCAGCAGACGGCUCCUCCUACAACGUCUACAUGUUCGGCGGCCAGAACCUCAUUCCCUACGGGAACCAAACCCAGUACGACGACAUGUGGAUCCUCUCUAUUCCCUCCUUCGUCUGGAUCGAGGUCGAUCAGUCGACACAGAGCGUCCCCUACGCCCGCGCCGGCCACUCCUGCCACGUCUGGGACAGCCAAAUGAUCGUCAUCGGCGGCUACGUCGGCAAAGAUCUCGGCUGCGAGUCGCCCGGUAUCUACGUCUUCAACAUGUCCAGCCUGCAAUGGAGCGACCAGUUCACGGCACUCACGGGCGACAACGCGCUCAAGGCCUGGGACGGCAGCGAAGGCAGCCAGGGGAACCCGCUCGCGCAGCAAGCCAACCAGCGCGGCUUCGACGCCAAAGCAGGCCUCGAGGGCAGCUACGGCUACGCCGUGCCCGCGCCCGUGCAAUCCGUCAUCGGCGGCAAAGAAACCGGCGGCGCCACCCUCACCGCGCCCAUCCAGUCCCCCACCGACGGGCCAUUCAAAACCGGCACGCCCAUGACAUACACCGUCACAGGCCCCAACGGCGCCACCAUCACGCAGACCAUCGGCGGCGGCGGCGGCAGCGGCAGCAGCGGCUCCUCAGGCCCCAACGUCGGCGCCAUCGUCGCGGGCGUCAUCGCAGGCGUCUUCUUCCUCGUUGCCGCCUACUUCGCCUUCUGCGCCUGGAUCUACCGCAAGCAGGUCAAGAUCUGGAAGCAGCACGCCGCCAUGAUGGCCGCGCGCGGCGCGCAGAACGAGAAGAACGACCCCUUUGCGCCGCAGGGCGCCAGCGCCAUCGCGUCCAGCGGGAAGAACUCGAGCGAGCGCGCCCAGCGCGACAUGCUGGCCACGCGGUCCAGCGAGGCGGGCAGCAAUAUCCGGACGAGCGACGAGCGGGCUGGAGGAGGGCUGGCGGGCAGUAUACGCGGAGCUGCUGCGGCGGGAGCGGCGGGAGGAGCGGCAGGAGUAGGCGGGGUGGAUGCGCUGGGGCGGCGGAGCAGUGUGGGCAGCUCGACGGACGAUCUGCUCGCGGGGCAGGAGCCGGUGUUCUGGGGCACGAGGGGCGUGCUGCUGAAUCCGCGGCGGAGCUUGCGCGUUAUUAAUCGGGAUUAACCAGGAGUCGCUGGAGAGCAAAAGGAGGAGGAGGAGGAGGAGGAAAAGCUGGCAUCUGGCAUCCGAUGGGGUGGUGAUAUCCCCUUUCUUUUCUUUCUAAUUAUCAAGGGACGGCACGAUGAUUUGAUUCCCCCUGUUUCUUCGAGGGAAGGUUCAGCAAGCAAGCAAGCAAGCGUGU
Molecule: messenger RNA, 3063 nt
Organism: Trematosphaeria pertusa
Lineage: Eukaryota; Fungi; Ascomycota; Dothideomycetes; Pleosporales; Trematosphaeriaceae
Exons: 5
Coding region: 408-2885 (825 amino acids)
Molecular function (GO): protein binding
Source: RefSeq, a predicted model, not a curated record